CAAACAUCAUAACUGAUGCAGACAGAAAUCCCAGACAAAAAUGCAUUUUUUACAGGGCUUCAAACCGCAAGAACCUCUUAAAAUCAGGACGGCUGCAAUCUGGUGUAAACUCCCUGAAUCUGUGAUUCACGUGAUCAGCCAGAAGCGCCAUCCCAUAAAGGCGAAGCCUUGUGAGAUGAACACUGGAAGCAUGGGGCUGCUGUGGAUACCUGUCUUGAGCUCUCUGGUGUUUGUGAAAAUCUCCUGGACUCGACCAAUUGAUGGGAAUCAACAUCUCAAGCCUGAGGAUGUGGAGCUGGCUGAGAUCUACCUCAAGACAUUCUACGGUCUGAAGCAAACAGACAGAGGAGACCGAUUUCCACAGAGGAGGACUAGGUCUGUAUCAGCUAUGGAGAUGAAGAUCAGAGAAAUGCAAAACUUUUUUGGCCUCAGAGAAACUGGAGGUUUGGACUCUUCCACUCUGAGUGUCAUGAAGCUGCCCAGAUGUGGAGUUCCAGAUGUGGAGAACUUCGGUUUUUACCCCUUCAAGCCUAAGUGGAAGAAUCACAACGUCACAUACAAGAUUGCAAAAUACACUCCGGACAUGAGCAAAGAGGAUGUGGAAAAAGCUUUUCACUCAGCUCUGAAAAUGUGGAGGGAAGCAGCUCCGCUCAGGUUCACACAAGUCACCAGUGGGAGCGCUGAUAUUGUACUCACCUUUGCCCGAAAAAGUAAAUUUAAGCACAUUUCUAUGGCGCACCUGUUGGGUUGGUGUAUACAGUCAUUUCUAGUGUUACAAAGCCUCUCUCUCGCUGCUGCAGCUCACGGAGAUUUCUUCCCCUUUGAUGGACCUGGCGGUGUGCUCGCUCACGCCUUUCAGCCGGGAGAAAGAAUGGGGGGGGAUGUGCACUUUGAUGAAGAUGAGACGUGGACGGCAGGAAACCAAGGUUACAACCUGUUUGCUGUUGCAGCUCAUGAGAUCGGUCACUCGCUGGGCUUGUCUCACUCAAAAGACCGCAGCGCCAUCAUGUAUCCAAACUACCGGUAUCACAGCAGCACCCAGCACGCUCUGUCCAAAGAUGACAUGCUUGGGAUUCAAAUGCUCUAUGGAAAACCCAACCAAAAAGUGGAAAUUCAGUCAACUGCACCGCAAAAUUGUGAUCCUGACUUUUCUUUUGAUGCAGCUGCCAUUAUUGACGAUUCUAUAGUUCUGUUAAAAAACAGGCACAUGUGGAUGAGAACAAUAAACGGCUCUUACUGGAAUCAGCUGACCGAAGGCCUCAUCAAGACGUAUUUACCUGGAAUAAAUGAUCGUAUCGAUGCAGCUUAUGACAUUCCUUCCAAAGGAGAGGCGUACAUAUUCACCGGCCAAAAGUACUGGGUGGUUGAAAAACUAAAGUCAAGAAGCCGCGUUGGCUCUAUCCAGGAUUACGGCUUCCCCUCAAGAGUCACGCACAUUGACGCCGCCGUGCACAUCAGCGAACAAGGAAAAACUGUGUUCUUUACUGGACCGUUUUAUUACAGAUUUGAUGAGGUCAAGAGGCAGUUGGAAUAUAGCUACCCCAGACUCAUCCAGAGAAACUCGCGCGGACUUCCAAGACGAGUGGAUGCGGCUUUCAGGAUACACGGUAGCAUCUUUCUCCUGAGUGGGCCAAAAUCCUACCAGUAUGACUUGAAACAGAAACGGGUGGUGAAGAUUAUUCCUGGAAACUCCUGGCUGGGAUGCAGACUUAAAUAGUUGUAUUAACAGUGAACUUUUUGAGUAUAUUUUGAAGCUGCUAAUUAAGCUGAGCAUGAAUAUUGUCUUUGAAUGAAUACAUAGCUAAACAUUUCUUUUCAAAAUGUUUUUGUCAUUUCUGUGUCAAUAUUAUGUUGUUUUUUCUUCAAAACAUGUUUUCUUAAACAUUGUGUCUUAAAACAGGCCUUUCCAAUAAAUAAAAAAAACUGCCUUUUUCAAAGAGUGAAGUUCAAAAGCUGCACAAAGAGCAAGAAAAGGAUGUGGGGAAAAGUUUUUCUUUUUUCUUUUUCUUUUCCCAUGACUCUGUAGAACUGUGAAGAUGAUUUAAAAUACAUUUGUAUUUUUUUAUACACGUUGCACUGCAUCUCCAGGAAACCAUAAGCACCAACGGAUGAAAUCCAUGUGUUACUGCUUAUUCACAAUGUUACUGCUAUAUUAUGUGUUUAUCAACGUGUGAUUUUGGUCGUCCAUGUCGUUUUCCUUCUGUAUGCCUGGGAAACUGGAGAAAAUUGAGACCCAGUCUCUGCUUGAUGGCAUUCUAGUUAUUUUUAUCAACUAAAUCUUGUUUGUAAAUUUUCACACUCUUGAAUAAUGUCAUGGUGCCUCUGUCAGCUUUCCUCCCCCUCCCCUCUCUGCUUGGCUCCUGAUGAUUCCCAGCUGUGUCCACUCACCUCAUCAUGACCAGACCUACGUAAGGAGAUCCAGAACCAGUAUUCAUCGCCAGUGUGUUGCCCCUGAUGGGCAUUUUGACCACCAGUGGACAGCUGAGUCACCGGAUUACCUGAGCCACAGAACCUCUUGGAACACCAAGAACCUCCAGCCUCGCCUCGAGCCAUCGCUGACCUCCAGCCUCGCCACGAGCCAACUCCGACCACCAGCCUAGCCUCAAGCCAUAAAUACCUCAAGCUACUUCCAGCUACUUCACCCGCUGCUCUCCAGCCUCCAGCCACAUCAAGAACUCAAGCAACUCAGAAUAUCAUUAAAACUUGACUUACCAA
Messenger RNA from Oryzias latipes (Japanese medaka), 2715 nucleotides. NCBI's taxonomy places the organism in Eukaryota, Metazoa, Chordata, Actinopteri, Beloniformes, Adrianichthyidae. The record is from RefSeq and is a predicted model, not a curated record.